AUGCAAUCCCGCGCCGGCAAAACCGAAAACACGACAGCGGAUUGGUCCGCCUGGGCCUCCGUGCCGUGGUCCCCCGUCGGGGUCGGGGAUUCCCCCAACAACAACAACACCAACACCCCAAUCGGUUGGCUCAAAUCCGGAAUCCCCUACCUCCCCCAAGAAGACGCCGUCGCCCUCCAAACCCUCGACGUCUGGAUCCCCGCCAACACCAGCAGCAGCAGCAGCACCACGACGACCACCACCACCACCCCAAACCAAUCCUCCCCGCCUCCCAACCCCCCCAACAAAACCUGGAUCGUCUACAUCCACGGCGGCGCCUGGCGCGACCCGGCCAUCACCUCGACCUCCUUCACCGCGGCCGCCACCAACCUGCUCCUGCGGGCGGCCGGAACCACCAACGCCGACUCAACCUUAAGCCUGUCCGAGUCUGGCCUCGCGGGGCUCGUCUCGCUCAACUACCGCCUCUCGCCGCACCCGUCCCACCCGCCGUCCACGCCCGCCGACAAGCUGUCGCGGAGCGCCCGGCAUCCGGAACACGUUGCUGACGUGCGGGCUGCGCUGGCGUUUUUGGGACGGCUGGGGAUUUUGGGAGGGGGAGGGUCUGGGGGCGGGAAUUGGGUGUUGGCCGGCCACUCGUGCGGCGCGACGCUGGCGUUUCAGGCGGUUAUGCACCCGAGGCGGUGGGGGUUGGCUUCUAGGGGUGAGGUUGCUAGUCCUGGUGAGGGUUUGCCUAAGCCGGCGGUGCUGGUGGGGUUCAACGGGCUGUAUGACCUCGCUGGGUUUAUUGCCGCGCCGCCUGAGGGGUUUGGGCAUCUGAGGGAGGGGUAUAGAGAGUUUGUUGAGGGGGCGUUUGGUGCUGACGAAGGGGUGUGGAAGAAUGUUUGUCCUGCCACUGUGGAGGGGAAUUGGGUUGGGGAGUGGAUUGGGGAUGGGCAUGCGGACGGGGAGGGGCCUGGGAAGACGGUUGUGCUGGUGCAGAGUCGUGAGGAUACGCUCGUGCCGUGGGACCAGCUGGAGGCGAUGCGGGCGCGGUUGGCGGACGAGGGAAGGGUGGGUGUGAAGGUGAUGGAGGCCACGGGUAAGCACGAUGACGUUUGGCGGGAGGGGGGCAGGAUGGCCGAGGUUCUGUGGAAUACUCUUAGGGGCAUGUGA
Molecule: messenger RNA, 1152 nt
Organism: Chaetomium fimeti
Lineage: Eukaryota; Fungi; Ascomycota; Sordariomycetes; Sordariales; Chaetomiaceae
Product: Alpha/Beta hydrolase protein
Exons: 3
Coding region: 1-1152 (383 amino acids)
Molecular function (GO): arylformamidase activity; lipase activity
Source: RefSeq, a predicted model, not a curated record